UUGCACGUCCACAAAUACUUGCCUGAACCGUUUUUACCAAUCACGGCGUCUGCCUUAUUGUGCUUGUUUCACCGCCUUAAAAAAAAUCACAUUCCCUCGACACCCUCUCAAAAUCCCCGAUCUUCAUCCCCGUGCCGAGUCAACCCUCCACCUUCUCCAGCAAAACGUCCCCUUCCCGCAACCUCUGCUGCUUCCUCGCUCACCACUCGCCUCGCAACUAACUUAACUUGAUACUCCAGACCUAGGUCAAGAUGGCUAUCAAGGUCGGAAUCAACGGAUUUGGCCGUAUUGGCCGUAUCGUCUUCCGCAAUGCUGUCGAGCACAACGAUAUCGAGAUCGUUGCUGUCAACGAUCCCUUUAUCGAGACCCACUACGCCGAGUACAUGCUCAAGUACGAUUCCACUCACGGCCAAUUCAAGGGAACCGUUUCCUUCGAUUCCGACGGCCUGAUCGUCAACGGCAAGAAGGUCAAGUUCUACCAGGAGCGGGACCCCGCCAACAUCCCUUGGCGCGACACCGGCGCCGAGUACAUCGUCGAGUCCACUGGCGUUUUCACCACCACCGAGAAGGCCUCGGCCCACCUGAAGGGUGGUGCUAAGAAGGUUGUUAUCUCGGCCCCGUCGGCCGAUGCUCCGAUGUAUGUUAUGGGCGUAAACGAGGAGACGUACGACGGCAAGGCCAACGUCAUCUCCAACGCUUCUUGCACUACCAACUGCCUGGCUCCCCUCGCCAAGGUCAUCAACGACAAGUUCACCAUCGUCGAGGGUCUCAUGACCACCGUACAUUCGUACACUGCUACGCAGAAGACCGUCGACGGUCCCUCCAACAAGGAUUGGCGAGGUGGCCGUACUGCCGCCCAGAACAUCAUCCCCAGCAGCACCGGUGCCGCUAAGGCUGUCGGCAAGGUCAUUCCGGCCCUCAACGGCAAGCUGACUGGCAUGUCCAUGCGUGUCCCCACUGCCAACGUCUCCGUGGUCGACUUGACCUGCCGCAUCGAGAAGGGUGCUACCUACGACGAGAUCAAGGCCACCAUCAAGGAGGCUGCGGAGGGUCCCCUCAAGGGCAUCUUGGGCUACACUGAGGACGCCGUCGUCUCCAGUGACCUGAACGGCGAUACCCGCUCGUCCAUCUUCGAUGCCAAGGCCGGUAUCUCGCUCAACAACAACUUCGUCAAGCUCGUCAGCUGGUACGACAACGAGUGGGGCUACAGCCGACGUGUCCUGGAUCUCCUGGCCUAUAUUGCCAAGGUUGAUGCCGGCAAAUAAAUUUGUUGUUCCUGGCUUUGCAUAAUGGUCUUGAGGGCUCUCGCUGCGGAGUCGAACGUGUUUGUGCGCCAGGGCGGGCACUCACUACAAGAUUAAUGGCCUUUGACGGGUCCUCUCUACGGGAACACAGUUGUACUCUGAUUUGAUCGAUACUCGAUAAGAGUAGGAUCCAGAGAUAAUGAAAUAAAGAAGAAGAAAAAACCAUACUCAUCGAAGCUACUGCUGCCCAAGUCGUGAAAUUAUGCCAUGGCCUGUCACGAUUGGGACAUGAUUCUCUACGUGGUAUAUCGUCACCAACCCGGUAUUUGUGAUGCCUAUAAAACAACCUUGUUAGGCGACGAAAGGGACUAGUCGUGAUUGGUUUAGAUCUGGCGUAUCCAGGCUCGAUCCUACCGUAGGCGUAGGGUUUCGUGGUUGAAUGUCGGUUUCGAGCCAUGUCUAAGUAUGG
Molecule: messenger RNA, 1713 nt
Organism: Durotheca rogersii
Lineage: Eukaryota; Fungi; Ascomycota; Sordariomycetes; Xylariales; Xylariaceae
Product: glyceraldehyde-3-phosphate dehydrogenase
Exons: 2
Coding region: 252-1265 (337 amino acids)
Biological process (GO): glucose metabolic process
Molecular function (GO): NADP binding; oxidoreductase activity, acting on the aldehyde or oxo group of donors, NAD or NADP as acceptor; NAD binding
Source: RefSeq, a predicted model, not a curated record